AUGAUUUUAAAUCUAGCCGACGAAGAUGAUGAUGAUGAUGAUAAUGCGUAUCGUUUAAUAAAACCUCUGUAUUUUCGUCAAUAUAUAACGCCUUCAACCGAACGAACACCGAGUAUCCUUGAUAAUCUUAUUCGUCCUUCAUCAACUUAUUCGCCAAAUGAAAAAUCAACAAGUGGAACUCAAUAUAGUACAUCCUCACCUUCAUAUUCAUCAUUAGAUCCAUGUGCUUUGAAUCCUUGUGAUCAUGGAGGCAUCUGUAUUCGAAAAGGACAAAUGACUUAUGAAUGCAAAUGUGUAGGUCCAUGGCGGGGAAUACAUUGUGGUAUUGCUGAUGCAUGUUACAGAUCGCCAUGCCAACAUGGUGGUACAUGUCUUAAUGUACACGAUGAUUAUUGGUGCCAAUGUACAAGUGAUUACUAUGGAACUGAUUGCCAAAAAAAAUUUACUGGUCCAAGUUAUUCGGAAAAUCAUUGUCGACCAAAUAUCUGUCAUACAGGUCAAUGUAUUUCUCUUCAAACAACUUAUUAUUGUCAAUGUCCUAAUGAUCGCUAUGGUGAACAUUGUGAAAAAAAACUGUUCAAGCGAGAAAUUUUCAAUAUGCGAUUAUAUCAAAAUCUAUUACACAAACUUAAACGAGGCAUGCUCAAGCAAGGAAGAAAAACGCAAAAUGGUCACGAUGGUGAUGGUGUGGCAUACUAUGAUGUUAAGAAUGGAAUCUAUUUCUAA
Messenger RNA from Rotaria sordida, 726 nucleotides. NCBI's taxonomy places the organism in Eukaryota, Metazoa, Rotifera, Eurotatoria, Philodinida, Philodinidae. The record is from the annotation of a GenBank genome assembly.